Sorghum bicolor (sorghum) is the source of this 1243-nucleotide messenger RNA. Its product is annotated as transmembrane protein 136. NCBI's taxonomy places the organism in Eukaryota, Viridiplantae, Streptophyta, Magnoliopsida, Poales, Poaceae. Gene Ontology annotation, cellular component: membrane. The record is from RefSeq and is a predicted model, not a curated record. The transcript has 3 exons. The coding region runs from base 189 to 953 and encodes 254 amino acids.
UGAAUCCACCGGUGAAUCUAUCACUCCGCCACAGUCAGUGCCCCUAUAUAGCUCCACCGCUGCAUCCAUGUGUUCGAGUCUGUAUACCUGUCAGCAGUCACGCUACCACCGUGAUCGAUCGUGUCACACAGUUCCUCCCAGAUCCCUCUCUCGGUUAGGAGUAGGAGCUAGUAGGCGGGCAGCAGGCUAUGGAGUCUGAGUCGUCGGCGGCCAUGGCGAUGGAGGAGCCGGGCGCCGUCGUCAACGGCAGCACCGUGGUGAGCUGGGUGGCGUCCGGGGUGGUGCUGUGGUCGACCGCCUUCUUGCUGGUGCGGGCACUGUUCCCCAAGCGCUCCUACGACUUCUGCAACCGCGCCGUCUCCACCAUGCACGCCGUCGCCGCCGUCUGCCUCGCCUGCCUCUCCGUCGCCGACUGGUCCUGCCCCGUCUGCCCGCUCGCCGCCGCAUCCUCCCCGCGCCAGAUGAAGGCGCUGGCGGUUACGCUCUCGUACAUGGUGUACGACGCGGCGUGCUGCCACUUCAACGGCGACACGCGGCUGGACAACAUCGUGCACCACCUCGUCAGCAUCGUCGGCAUCGGCGCCGGCCUCGCCUACCAGAGGUGCGGGACGGAGGAGGUGGCGUGCCUGUUCGUCACGGAGAUCUCGAGCCCGCUGCUGCACCUCCGGGAGAUGCUCAAGGAGUUCGGCGUCCGGGACACCGACCUCAACCUCCUCGUCGACGUGCUCUUCGCCGUCACCUUCUCCGUCGCCCGGAUGGGCGCCGGGCCCUACAUCACCUACGUCACUGUGACGGCCGACAACCCCGUCCUCAUCAAGGCCAUGGCGUCGGGGCUGCAGCUGGUGAGCGCCUACUGGUUCCUGCGGAUCCUCAGGAUGGUCAGGUACAAGCUCGGCAAGAAGAAGCAGCCGCUGCCACCACCGCCGGCCAAGCUCGCCGCCGCCGCCAACUGAUGUCAAGUGACCGCGCCGGCGGCGACCUUCACGAGCUACGUAUAUUGUUAUUGUAUUCAAAAAGGCCCAAGCUGACAACGGAAGGGAGUUGAACUCGAUCGAGACCGCGUUGUUCUUGCCUCUGAUGAAGAAAUUUCCAUUGGCAAGGAUGUCAGCAAAGGGGCGUGCAUGUACUCUAGCAACUGUUAUUAGCGUACCAAUUGUGCAAUGAAUUCUGCUGAAUCUAGCAGCUGCACCGCAAACAAAGUACUGUACAGCAGUAAAUCGAUUGAUGUGUUGCACUGUAACCA